AUGAGUAUCCAUGGCCAUGGCAUCACUCUUCUCAGCGGCGCCUUCACGGAUCAUCUUAGCGCCCUUGGCCUUGAUGGCCUUGUCGAGAAGCUGCUUGACCUCCUUGCACCCGUCGACAGCGACAGCAAGCAUACCCUCCAGGCGGCUGACCUGCACUCGACUCUCGCAGUUGAGAACGGCAACACGGUCGGUUUCACCCAGGGUAGCCACUGUAAUGAAAGCGGUGCAUGCGGCAAUGUAGUCGGACAUUGGGAUACCAGCAUCGAUGAGCGCGAGUGUCGCAGCGUUCAGGAGGGCAGCGAGGAGGGAACCGUCGGCGGAAAGAACGUGGAGGGCGAGAGAGAUGCUCGAGUGGGGGAAGAGAUGGGUGUGAGCGACCGAAGCAAACGUCUUUGCGAUUAUAAGCUCAAGCUCUUGGGCUACUCACUUAUCAUUGCGUCCUCGCUUCUUGUGGUCCACAGAGGCGAAGCCAGCCACGACGAUACUGACAUUGAUGGCGGCGUCUUUACCUCCGCCAGCGGUGGCCUGCCCCCGUCGCUGUCCCUGCUGCUGCUGCUGGGCCUCCGAGGGACCGGUCAGGACGCACAUGACUUUGGUGUUGCCCAUCUCGAGGUAGGAAGAGCCAUCGGCAGCGGCCUGGAUGCGGAUUUGGGCGUGCAGGCGACGGAGCUCGUUCCAGCGACGGCCAUCGACGCGCAAGAGCGCAAGUGA
Messenger RNA from Clonostachys rhizophaga, 711 nucleotides. Lineage: Eukaryota; Fungi; Ascomycota; Sordariomycetes; Hypocreales; Bionectriaceae. The record is from the annotation of a GenBank genome assembly.